AUGAAGCUUAAAGAGUUCAAUGCUAAGGUGAAAUCACUUCCAUUCUAUGUCACUUUUGAAGAAGCUUGGGAUAAACAUGGUCUAGUGGAGUUCUUUUUCACAACUAGUGAAAACAAAGAAGAGAUACACCAACUUUUCAGGAAGGCUCGAUUUCCCAUUGCCCCUCAUGGAGUCAAUCAACCACCAUCACCACCAUCAUCACCACCACCCAGUGGUAUGUCAAUUCCAUAUCAAGAGAGAAGCUUGCUGAGUUCAAUCAGUUUGUCCAAACUCUUCCAGCCAGCAUGUCUUUCCAACAAGCUUGGCGCCACUACCCAUUCACCACCUUCUUCCACAACUGCAAAGAGAACACCUGAGGACAUAAGAGAGCUUUUUGAGAAAGCUAAAGUUCAGCCAACCUUCAAGACCCUCUACAAGAUUGAAGACCCAGGUCAAUUCUCUAUUCCCUGUCAAGUAAAUGGUCAUUACUUUGAUAGAACACUAUGCGAUUCUGGCUCUUGCAUAAACCUCAUGCCAACCCAAACCGCCAAACUCCUUGGCAUCACACGCUUGACCUAUGGAGAUUUCUUCGAUUGUUUGCCCUUGAUUUCUGAUGUAUAUCUUGGUUUGUUGGCUCAGGUAGUCAUCAAUGGAAGAAAGAUGGACUUGCUUCAGGCUUGGGUUAUUAAGACCGUUGAGCGUAUAAUAUCUCUUCGUUUGUUGUUCAAAGUGUUUUGCAAGAUCCUUCUUCUUUAG
Messenger RNA from Microthlaspi erraticum, 735 nucleotides. Lineage: Eukaryota; Viridiplantae; Streptophyta; Magnoliopsida; Brassicales; Brassicaceae. The record is from the annotation of a GenBank genome assembly.